AUGGCCCUCGCUGCCCUGUGGAUGCCGCUCCUCCCGGCGGCAUUCGUCGCGUACCUGCUAGCGGCGCUGACCAAGUGGUACGAGGCCUACUUUGACAUCCUCACCGUCCCGCGCGGGCGCUUCAUGUACGAGCUGAAGUGCAUGCACGAGGGUUACGGCCCCAUUGUGCGUGUCAACCCGGACGAAAUCCACAUUAACGACCCGUCGUGGGUGAAUACGCUGUACACCAACGCGGCACAUGGAGCGCUCUUUAGCACGGUCGGGCACGACAUCCACCGCAAGCGGCAGGCAGCUGUCAGCCCGGUCUUCUCACGCGCGUCCGUGUCGAGCAUCGAGGGCCUGCUGUACGACGACACGGAGCUGCUGAUGCGGCGCGAAAUGGACCGGCAGGCGCUCGAAGCGAUCGCGAUCUACAGCAGGCAGCUCCCCGACGGCGAAAAGGGCGAGAAGCGGACGCUAAGGAAGCACAACAUCUUCGGGACGAUCCUCGCGGCGCCGGGGCUCAGCACGGCCGAGAAACGGCCCGCGCGCAUUGCCCAGGAAGGUUUUGUUGCGAUCGCUGCCGGCGGCAAGGCCCUCGCCCGCGUGCUCCUCAACGGUACUUUUCACAUCCUCGACAAUCGCGAUCGCGUCCUCCCCCACUUACGUGAUGGGCUGCUCGCCGCCAUGCCUAACACGCACUCGCGCCCUAGUCUUAAGGAUCUGGAGAAGUUACCUUGGCUAACGGUCAUUGUCAAGGACUCGCUGCGCAUCUCGACGCUGCUGACGUCGCGGCUGCCUAUAGUCGCGCCGCACGAGGCGCUGCAGUCCAAGGAGUGGAUGAUCCCGGCAGGCACCCCCGUCAGCAUGACGCUGAGCGACAUCCUGCUCGACGCCACACCCUUCCCCGACCCGCACGUCUUCCACCCCGAGCGCUAG
Lasiosphaeria miniovina is the source of this 918-nucleotide messenger RNA. Its product is annotated as cytochrome P450. The transcript has 8 exons. NCBI's taxonomy places the organism in Eukaryota, Fungi, Ascomycota, Sordariomycetes, Sordariales, Lasiosphaeriaceae. The record is from RefSeq and is a predicted model, not a curated record. Gene Ontology annotation, molecular function: heme binding; iron ion binding; monooxygenase activity. The coding region runs from base 1 to 918 and encodes 305 amino acids.